AUGAACAACGAACGUGUGCUAGUGAGUGGCAGCCGGUUACGACUUGUCCCGUACUUGGCGCACCAUGUCCCUCGAUACUAUGAAUGGAUGGGCGACAGUGAGCUGAUGCAGUGCACGGCAAGUGAGAGACUUACGUUGGAGGAGGAGUACGACAAUCAGCGCGAUUGGCUACAUGCGGAGGACAAACUGACGUUUAUAGUUCUCGCCCCACUUUCUAGAAUUGUAAAAAAAGCGCCCAGAAAGGUUAUAGGGAAUGCCGCCUUAGGAAAAUGUACAGCAGUGAAGGACUCGAUGGAUGAUGCUGACGUCGGAGCAGGUGGGACAUCGGGGGGGAAUAAGAUUGCACGUGAAGAUGCAGGCGCUGAUGCCUCGCGGGAUGGUGUUGGGCCCAAGGUGUCAGGGAUAAGCACCCCUUUCGUGACCGCCUGCUUGACGCACACGGGCAGCACUUGUAGCCUGGCAUGUGUGGAUUGUGAGGUGGAGGGUCGCAACUCUGAGACCUAUGUUAUGGUUGGAGACUGUAACCUUUUUCGUCUCGGCAGCAACAGUGUGGAGCAGGUGGAGGGGGAGGAGGGGGGGGGUUGCUCCUUCGGACGCACACGGAGAGUGGUUUGA
This is a messenger RNA of Trypanosoma rangeli, 615 nucleotides long. RefSeq names its product N-acetyltransferase. The transcript has a single exon. Gene Ontology annotation, biological process: protein acetylation. The record is from RefSeq and is a predicted model, not a curated record. Lineage: Eukaryota; Euglenozoa; Kinetoplastea; Trypanosomatida; Trypanosomatidae. Gene Ontology annotation, molecular function: N-acetyltransferase activity. The coding region runs from base 1 to 615 and encodes 204 amino acids.